AUGGAUCCUCUGACACUGGACUGCGAUUGUUGUAAAGUUUGCACAAAUAAGGACGUCUUUGAAGUGUCAAUAAAUGUUUCCCAGUUCGAAUUGGAAGAACUUAGCGUGGUGGUAAAAGGCAACGACAUAAUUGUCGAGGGACAUCACAGAGAAAAAGGUGAUGAAGGCGGAACCGUUGAGCGCCAUUUUACUCGCAAGUUUUACAUUCCAAGCGAAGUCGAUGUAGAGGAUCUGCAGUCUAGCCUUAGCCAGGAUGGUAUUCUCACCGUUACUGCACCAAGAAAAUCUCGUUCGAAUAUGCGACAAAUUCAAAUUUCUAAAGGUUCACCUUCUAAGAGCACACCGUCUAAGCGCUCACCUGCUAAGAGUUCACCUUCUAAGCGCUUACCUGUUAAGAGCUCACCUUCUAAGAGCUCCCCUUCUAAGAGCUCACCUUCAGAGGCCUCACCUUCGAAAACAUCACCAUCAAAGAAGAAGAAGAAACAAACGUAA
Enterobius vermicularis (human pinworm) is the source of this 492-nucleotide messenger RNA. Lineage: Eukaryota; Metazoa; Nematoda; Chromadorea; Rhabditida; Oxyuridae. The record is from the annotation of a GenBank genome assembly.